Arabidopsis lyrata subsp. lyrata is the source of this 1656-nucleotide messenger RNA. Its product is annotated as putative F-box protein At1g30925. Bases 308 to 1552 code for a protein of 414 amino acids. The record is from RefSeq and is a predicted model, not a curated record. NCBI's taxonomy places the organism in Eukaryota, Viridiplantae, Streptophyta, Magnoliopsida, Brassicales, Brassicaceae. Gene Ontology annotation, molecular function: protein binding. The transcript has a single exon.
UGAAACUUCCCAUUUACAGGUUUCUUGUGAGUUUUUGUUAUUCUGUUGACUUAGCAUUUUGUUCUUUUUGGUUAUCAUGUUCAUGUCCUAGUUGUGUUACACGUUAGAAGCACACUAACGUUUUAUUCCGUAAUGUUAAGUCUUUGUCAUUCUAUUUUGAUGUUUAAAGCCCAUGCUUACUGGGCCUUAGGUUAGCACCGACUAUGAAUAGAUGAUGAGAUUACUUAACAUCAUCUAAUUAGGUCACACAUCGUCUUAUAAUUCAGAGUUUGGUAUAUAUCUUCCUCUGUAAGCAAAUACAACGACAAUGAAUAGAGGAGGAAAUUUCGAGUCUAUUCCAAUUGAUCUCAUCCUCGAGAUAUUCUCGAGAUUGUCUUCAAAGUCAAUCGGGAAGUGUCGUUGCGUGUCGAAGCUAUGGAGGUCAAUGCUUCUCCGUCCAGAUUUCACCGAGUUGUUCUUGACCAAGUCCGCUUCUCGUCCACGUCUCUUUUUUGUCCUCAAAAGAUACAAUGACUGGUGCUUCUGCUCGUCGCCUCAGCCACAGAAUCCAUAUGAGAAGUCUCUUGUAGUAGCCGUUGAUUAUCAUACCAAGUUCUCUAAAACCAGGUGGCCAGAUUUUCUUGGCCUUACCUCUGGUUUGAUCUAUUUAUCUAUUAUGGAGACCUUUAUGGAUAGAAAGCGUAUGAUAUGUAACCCUAUCACGGGUAAGUAUGCGACCUUACCUAAACUGAUGGUGAACAGGAUUAACCUUUUUGGAUUUGAUCCGAUCGACAAGCAAUUCAAAGUGUUGGUAAUGAACAAUAAAGUUUAUAAUGGAACGGGUAUUAAUAUUUUGACAUUAGGAACUGGAAAAAUGAGGUGGAGGAAGAUCCGUUGUCCCUUAUCCCAUAAGGUUUGUGGUGAAGGGAUAUGCGUCAAUGGAGUUUGGUAUUAUUUAGCUUGCAAAAUUGAUGAAGAGUAUUAUUAUGUGAUUGAUGAAGAGUCUUAUGUGAUAGUUUGCUUUGAUGUUGGGUCUGAGAAAUUCAAGUUUAUAGAUGCAAAAUGCAUUGGGCGAGAUACUACAUUGAUUAACUAUAAGGGUAAAUUAGGUGGGAUUGAUUGGGUUGAUAGGGGUAACCGUGAGUUAUGUAUGUGGGUUCUAGAGGAUGUCGAGAAACAGAAAUGGUCGAAAUAUGUUUACACUUUGCCGGAGGAUGAAGUCCUAAUUGAAUUAGACAAUUAUUAUGUUGUUGGAGUGACAGCUAGAGGUGAAGUUGUUUUGUCGAGGAAACGUACACGUGAACCGUUUUAUGUUUUUUUCUUCAAUCCCGAAAGGAACACUCUCCAAAGGGUUGAAAUCCAAGGUUUGGGAGAUGACCGAAGACGGUUUGAUAUUUACACCUUUGUAGAUCAUGUAGAAGAUCUUACGUUUAAUGCUAUGAAGACAGAAUAUGGUGCAACAUCCAUAGAACGUGAGCGUAAACCCACGAGCACCGGUGCUUUUGCGAGCGUUAACAAAUUUGAUGCUCUGUGUCUUUUAGACUAUGAUGAAUUUACAGGUGCCGAAAUCUGAUUCAUUCCCUUGUUCCCUAAGUCAGCUAAAAAGGUCUCUCUAUUUGAUACAAGUUGUAUUCUCUCUGUAAACAUCAAGUUAUCAAAGUUGUUCUUUAUAAGAAA